AUGGCCGCGGAGGAGCUGCUGCAGAGCGUGGAUCACUACAAGACGGAGAUCGAGCGGCUGACUCGCGAGCUCACCGAGACCACCCACGAGAAGAUCCAGGCGGCCGAGUACGGGCUGGUGGUGCUGGAGGAGAAGCUGACCCUCAAGCAGCAGUAUGACGAGCUGGAGGCCGAGUACGACGUCCUCAAGCAGGAGCUGGAGCAGCUCCGCGAGGCAUUUGGGCAGUCCUUCUCCAUCCACCGUAAAGUUGCCGAGGAUGGAGAGACUCGGGAGGAAACGCUUCUGCAAGAGUCAGCUUCGAAGGAAGCUUACUACCUGGGCAAGAUCUUGGAAAUGCAGAACGAACUGAAACAGAGCCGGGCUGUGGUCACUAACAUCCAGGCGGAGAAUGAGAGGCUCACUGCUGUUAUUCAGGACCUGAAGGAGAGCAAUGAGAUGGUGGAGCUGCAGAGGAUACGGAUGAAGGAUGAGAUCAGAGAGUACAAGUUCCGGGAGGCCCGGCUCCUCCAGGACUACACAGAGCUGGAAGAGGAGAACAUCACGCUGCAGAAACUGGUGUCCACAUUGAAACAGAACCAGGUGGAGUACGAGAGCCUAAAGCACGAGAUCAAGCGCUGCGAGGAGGAGGCGGUGCUGCUCAACAGCCAGCUGGAGGACGCGCUGCGGCUCAAGGAGAUCGCCGCGCACCAGCUGGAGGAGGCUCUGGAGACGCUCAAAAACGAGCGCGAGCAGAAGAACGGCCUGCGCAAGGAGUUGGCCCAGUAUGUCACCCUCGGCGACAGCCACCUGGGCCUCUCCGUGGACGGGCUCAAGUUCGCGGAGGAGGGUGCUGAGCCCAACAACGACGACAAGAUGAACGGGCACGGGCCCCUGGCCAGGCUGAACGGGGACUACCGGACGCCCGCGCUGCGGAAGGGCGAGGCCCUGCACCCCGUCUCCGACCUGUUCAGCGAGCUGAGCAUCUCAGAGAUCCAGAAACUGAAACAGCAGCUGACGCAGGUGGAGCGGGAGAAGGCCAUCCUGCUGGCCAAUCUGCAGGAGUCCCAGAUGCAGCUGGAGCACACGAAGGGGGCGCUGACGGAGCAGCACGAGCGGGUGCACCGGCUCACUGAGCACGUCAACGCCAUGCGGGGCCUGCAGAGCAGCAAGGAGCUCCGGGCCGAGCCAGACAGGGAGAAGGGCCAGGACCCCGGGGAGGAGGCUCAUGACUACGAGGUGGACGUCAAUGGCCUAGAGAUCCUGGAGUGCAAGUACAGGGUGGCCGUCACAGAGGUGAUCGGCUUGAAAGCAGAAAUUAAGGCCUUAAAGGAGAAAUACAAUCAAUCUGUAGAAAACUAUACUGAAGAGAAGGCCAAGUAUGAGAGUAAAAUCCAGAUGUACGACGAGCAGGUGACAAGCCUUGAGAAGACCACCAAGGAGAGUGGCGAGAAGAUGGCCCACAUGGAGAAGGAACUGCACAAGAUGGCCAGCAUUGCCGAUGAGAGCCACAACACCCUCAACACGGCCCAGGACGAGUUAGUGACGUUUAGCGAGGAGCUCGCGCAGCUGUACCACCACGUGUGUCUGUGCAAUAAUGAAACGCCCAACAGGGUCAUGCUGGACUACUACAGGCAGAGCAGAGUCACCCGCAGUGGCAGCCUGAAGGGGCCGGAGGAUCCCAGGGGACUUCUGUCCCCACGACUAGCCCGGCGGGGCGUGUCAUCUCCCGUGGAAACAAGGACCUCGCCUGAGCCAGUUGCAAAAGAAAACGCAGAGGCCAGCAAAGAACCGAGUCCAACGAAGACGCCCACCAUCUCUCCUGUUAUUACUGCCCCGCCGUCUUCUCCAGUGUUGGAUACAAGUGAUAUCCGCAAAGAGCCAAUGAAUAUCUACAACCUUAAUGCCAUAAUCCGGGACCAAAUCAAACAUCUGCAGAAAGCGGUGGACCGGUCCGUGCAGCUCUCUCGGCAAAGAGCCGCGGCACGGGAGUUGGCCCCCAUGAUCGACAAAGACAAGGAGGCCUUGAUGGAGGAGAUCCUCAAGCUCAAGUCCCUGCUGAGCACCAAGCGGGAGCAGAUCGCCACGCUGAGGGCGGUGCUGAAAGCCAACAAGCAGACAGCAGAGGUGGCCCUCGCUAACCUGAAGAACAAAUACGAGAACGAGAAGGCAAUGGUGACCGAGACGAUGACCAAACUUCGCAACGAGCUGAAGGCUUUGAAAGAAGACGCUGCCACCUUCUCCUCCCUGAGGGCAAUGUUCGCCACAAGAUGUGAUGAGUAUGUUACACAGCUGGAUGAGAUGCAGAGACAGUUAGCAGCCGCAGAGGAUGAGAAGAAGACUCUGAACACUUUGUUACGAAUGGCUAUCCAGCAAAAACUUGCCCUGACUCAGCGGCUGGAGGACUUAGAGUUUGACCACGAGCAGUCCCGACGCAGCAAAGGCAAACUUGGAAAGAGCAAGAUCGGCAGCCCUAAAGGUCCUACUAUGAGUCUUUCCUGCUAACAAUAUCAAGAACAAAUCUUCGCCACCUGCCUCACAAGCGCAAGGACCCGAGCGAGUUCGAUCCCUGGUACCAAAAACCAAAAAAAAAAAAAAAAAAUCAAAAACAAAAAACAAAAAACAAAUCUACACAUAGAUAAAAGGUAGCUUUGGCUAGUUAAUUUACAUGGACAGUGUUCAGAUUUUGAUUAAAAUUGUAUGUUUUGUUGUUAGUUUUUUUUUUUCAGAAUGAAUCUUCCUUGCCAUAAGAAAGUUUUAGAUAAUAAACCUUAGCUCAUUGUCUACUUCUGACAAACACUCAGGUGCCUACAAAUCAUUAUAUUAUAUUGAUGAUAAGACAUGUUCCUAGUUAAUUUACGGAUUCUGCUAGGUAACUUUUAUGACUUGAUUUGUGGCAGUGGAUUUUUCAUAGCAAAAUUUAUUUUGCACAUGAUAUGACAAACAAGGAAAAUGGCUACUUGGGCUGAGAAGUCUCUUGGGCUCCUUCCCUCUCAAGGGCUCCUAGCCCCGAUUCCUUGUCUUUGUCAGUAGCCUUAACUCAUUUAAAACCGGAAAGGUUUCACCUUUCUGCGUAUUGGUAACUUCUCUUCCGAAUGAAUAUGGCCGUCGCUGUCAGCGCACAGAACGGUUAACAGUGGGGCGCAUUCGUGGUGACCCGGAGCCGCUCGGCUGCGCAGUGCAGGGUGGUGCCCGGGGUGCCCAUCGCAGGGCAGCCACCAAGCACACGCAGAAGCUCUGGGCAGUCCUCACCCAUCAGGAAGGGUCGCCGUUACCAAAGCAACCGAGAGCUUUUGUGUUCCUCACGUGAGUGCGGUCUUCACCAGUGUCAUUUCAUAUGUAAUUUGGCCUAAAAAGUUGAGAUCUCCAGCAAGAUAGGGAUUCAGGUCAGAGUGCAGAAACAAAACGGACCUUCACAGCAGUCCUGACCAUAGCGCGUGACGUGCUUGUUCCUACCUGUAUCGCCUUGCUGUCCUGCACACAGUCCUCAUGCUACAGGCGCCGUACCUGCCAAGUACAGUGUCAGCAACACGUGGGCAUCGCUGAGUGAGUUCCGCUGAAGAGAGCUGACCCACCCCGCUCUUUCCUUUGGGAGUCAUCCGUGUUUGGACCUGAGAAGUGGAGUAGCUGCUAAGUUGACUUUGUGCCUGAGGGAGAGCAUGCCUUUUUACCACAUACCUCAGAAUAUCCUGUCACUCGUUCCUGGGGUGGGAACCCAGCCCCCAGGCCAGCGUGGCUGGAGCCGGCUCUUCCCCUCCCCAGGGCUCACUGCAUUCUCCUUCCCUCCCUCCCUCCCUCUGGUUUAUGACCCGGUGAAAAGCCGAGGAGUGUGCAAAGCAUUUAUCUCUUCCAAUACAACGUCUGUCAUUAAAUCUAUUACAAACUAGUUUCUCUGAACAGAGUGGGAAAUGCUUGGUUACUUGUAUAAAAUAUUAAUUUUAGCAAAAUUUUGUCAAAAAGAUAUAGAAACUUGGAAAUAAAUUUUCCUUGUCAGCACAAAGUGAGGUGGUAGUCCCUAAAUUGUUAAGAGAGAAUACCAUGUAUUUCCCCAUCAUUUCACAUAGUAGUUUAAACGAAGCCAUAUUUAUAUUUAUUUAUAGGCAUUUUAAAUGAAUACGAACGUGUAUCGGCGGUAAAAAUCAGUACCUGUAAAGAUAACAUAGGAUCCAAAAGGAAACUGAGAAAGUGAAGAACUAGUGAGAACCAAAAGGAUGAACCUCAGUAAGAUUAACUGAAGCCGCGUGUGGAGAAGAAAAAUGAUCCGCAGAUGUGCAGCCCAAGGAUCCUGGCUCCUGAUUGUGGACGUGGUGAUCAAAGACAGCAGUAACCAGCCAGAUCAGUUAGCAAAGUAACCAAGUAGUUUUUAAAAGUAAGCACAAUCACAAUGCUGAAAAGAAUAGUUAAGGUGCAGAAAUGCUUUCCUACUGAAGAUUUUUUCCUUAGGUACAAAAUAACAGCAAAGUUAAAAGGAGCAAUAAAUGGCCUUUGGCCUGAAUUCUUCUUAGGGGUUGGCAGAAAACCUUGGAUGACUCUUCCCAGUCAACUGACGUUUUAUUAGAUCCCUUGCACAUGUCCAAUAUUGAUUUUUUUUAAAAAAAUUGGAAAACUUUGAGGAAACAAAGUUAUUAAAUAAUUAAGACUCAGAAAUGAUAGCUAUUUAGCCUAAGGAAGAGGAGUACAAUAGUAACCUCCCAGAAAAGAGAAUUGAACAAAUGAUAGAGCUAUAGAUACCAUUAAGACUAGAAUUAGGAAGUCUUCGGGGUGAAGGAUUUAUAAUAACUCUAGGAUGGAGAUUUUAAUAAUGGAAAAUUAAUCAUCAGCAUUGGUAAUUAUAAGGAAGCUCUGUUUUCUGAAAAUGGAAUAUUGUUGGUGGUUUAGCAUUAAGUGGUAAGAUAUCUUUAAAAUAAUGUAUUCUGCAAGCCUAUAAUCCUGUUUUUUUAUUUUUAAAAUUAAAAAGAACGUUCUGAUUAGUUAUAAAUAUUCUAGCCUUUGAAAUAGGAUAGCAGUUUUAACUUCUCCAAGAUUUUUUUAAAGGAUUGUUGAUUUUAUUUUUUCCUUCUAGUUAGAUAUCAUCAUAUCCUUAAAGUUGCCCAGAGUGUAGCCAUUUUACUGUAAAAACCGCAUCUUUGAGUCUAAAAAGGAAAUGUCCUUAGAAAUAGUUGAGAAAGGGAAAGGUACGCAGUCCCUUGUGCAGGGAGAAGGCAUGUGGCAAAUGCCUCCUCACUUUUAUCUCUACUGAAAAGGAUCUUCAAUCUUUACCGUUCGCUUUUUCUGCACGGUGGACAGUAUGCUUGUACAGCGAAGACCUGCUGCUCCAAACCAGCCUGCGACCCUGGUCCAAUAAAUUAGCGAAGAAUAUGGAAAUGCCCCAGUACACCGUGUUAAAUAAGAUCCUUUUCAGGUCUCCAGUAAGGGUUAUGAAACAUGAAAAUGGGGAGAUAAAAUUAUUUUCUCCUGGGAUAGGAAUAUAGAAUUUUAUUGUCAUAAUCAGCCAAGAAGUAGAAUCUUGUCUGUCAGAAAGUUGCAUUAGGGGAAGCUGGUCCAUUUCCAGUAGGGACCUCAGCUGCCUCAGCCUGCGGGUGCCACAGGAGGGUACAUUAAUAUUGCAGAUAUGUCUAAGUUUAAAAGAAGCUCUUAGCACUCGGGAGGCUGAGGCAGGAGGAUCGCUGUGAGUCUGAGACCAGCCUGGGCUACAUA
Fukomys damarensis (Damara mole-rat) is the source of this 5673-nucleotide messenger RNA. RefSeq names its product BICD cargo adaptor 1 (gene Bicd1). NCBI's taxonomy places the organism in Eukaryota, Metazoa, Chordata, Mammalia, Rodentia, Bathyergidae. Gene Ontology annotation, biological process: regulation of microtubule cytoskeleton organization; positive regulation of receptor-mediated endocytosis; microtubule anchoring at microtubule organizing center. Gene Ontology annotation, molecular function: dynein complex binding; dynein intermediate chain binding; dynactin binding. Gene Ontology annotation, cellular component: cytosol; Golgi apparatus. The coding region runs from base 1 to 2481 and encodes 826 amino acids. The transcript is spliced from 8 exons. The record is from RefSeq and is a predicted model, not a curated record.